Messenger RNA from Polyodon spathula (Mississippi paddlefish), 3069 nucleotides. RefSeq names its product negative elongation factor A-like. Gene Ontology annotation, biological process: negative regulation of transcription elongation by RNA polymerase II. The transcript has 11 exons. The record is from RefSeq and is a predicted model, not a curated record. The coding region runs from base 14 to 1603 and encodes 529 amino acids. NCBI's taxonomy places the organism in Eukaryota, Metazoa, Chordata, Actinopteri, Acipenseriformes, Polyodontidae. Gene Ontology annotation, cellular component: NELF complex.
UUUUUUUUGCAAGAUGGCGUCGAUGAGGGAGAGCGAUACCGGCCUGUGGCUCCACAACAAGCUGGGCUCGACAGACGAGCUGUGGGCUCCUUCCAGCAUCGCCUCUCUUCUCACGGUCAACGUCAUUGACAACAUCCGCUUGUGUUUCUCGAGCUUGUCGCCCCCGGUGAAGCUGAAACUGCUGCUGGGGGUGCUGCAUCUCCCGAGGCGGACAGUGGACGAGAUGAAGGAGGCAUUGUCUGAAAUCAUCCAGCUUGCCACCUUGGACACGGAGCCCUGGGUGCUGAUGGUGGCUGAUAUUCUGAAGUCCUUCCCAGAGACAGGCUCUCUCAAUCUGGAUCUGGAGGAGCAGAACCCCAAUGUGCAAGACAUCCUGGGAGAGCUCAGAGAGAAAGUCAGUGAAUGUGAAGCUUCUGCCAUGUUGCCGCUUGAGUGCCAGUACCUUAAUAAAAAUGCCCUCACAACUCUUGUCGGACCACUGACCCCUCCAGUGAAGCACUUUCAACUGAAAAGGAAACCCAAAAGUGCCACCCUCAGAGCAGAGCUGUUACAGAAAUCAACAGAAACUGCUCAACAGCUUAAGAAGACUGCUGGAGUGCCUUUUCAUGCCAAAGGGAGGGGCUUGGUCAAGAAAAUUGAUACAACAACACCCCUCAAAGGUAUACCAAAAGCUCCAUUCAGGAGCCCCACAACCCCCAGUGUGUUCAGCCCCACAACAAACAGAACGCCCAUUCAGCCCCCAAGAACUCCUCUGCGCAAGGAGCGCGGAGUUAAGUUACUAGAUAUCUCAGAACUGGAUAUGGUAGGUGCUGGUCGGGAAGCAAAGAGAAGAAGAAAAACACUGGACUCUGAAGUUGGAGACAAACCUGCAAAAGAAGAAAUGGUUGUUGAGAAUGUGACGCCCGAUUAUGCUGCUGGUCUCGUCUCUACACAGAAACUCUGUGCUUUAAACAACGAGAGUGCAUUACCCUCUACAAGUUAUUUACCCGCAACUCCUAGUAUGGUACCAUCAUCUUCAUACAUUCCCAGCUCGGAAACUCAGCAGGCUAACACAGCAGGUUCCGUCCGGGAGGCGCUACAGACCGGCCGGCAACCAGAGGAGCCCACGACCCCCAACAGCACACUGCCCAGCCAGUUCAAGCAGAGGACGCCCAUGUACAACAGCAGCACCAGCCCCUCAACACCCAGUUCUCCGCCUGCCCCCAGCAGCACCCCGACCCCCAGUACUCCUCCAGCCGUUGCACCACAACCCGCUGUGCAGCAACCGCACCCCACGCCGCAGCAGCAGCAGCAACCCAAGAAGAGCCUGUCCCUCACUAGAGAACAGAUGUACGCUGCACAAGAAAUGUUCAAGACGGCUAACAAGGUUACAAGACCGGAGAAAGCCCUGAUCCUGGGGUUUAUGGCAGGAUCUCGAGAAAACCCUUGCCCGGAGCAGGGCGACGUCAUUCAGAUUAAGCUCAGCGAACACACUGAAGUUUUACCAAAGGCAGACGGCACUGGCAGCACCACCAUGCUUGUCGACACAGUUUUUGAGAUGAACUAUUCCACAGGCCAGUGGACCAGACUUAAGAAAUACAAACCCAUAACCAACGUAUCAUGAGUGACCUGAAGGACUUCUGGAGGGGGGGGGGGGCAUUGUGAGCCAAAUCAAGUUUGUAGAGUGUGGGUCAGAUGCAAUAACAGUUAUAUUUAUGUGACAUAUUUCUAAAAGCAGUUCUGAUGGUUCUGGGCUACAGUGUUUUUGUUCUUUUUUUAUGAUAUCGGUGUCUGAUGUACCUUGAGCAAUCUCUGUAGAUACGAUCUGUUUAAAGAGGGCUCUCUUUUUUAUGUGAACUGGAAAACCAUGCACAUCUAAAACAAAUAUUUGUAACAAAAGCCUGAAAUGGUACAGGUAUCUGAGGACUAGUCCAGAACACCCCAACCUACAUCAUGUGGGCUGGCAUCAUUUGCUCUUAAGUGAUAUGAACACAUUAUUGUUACUUUUAAGAACUGGUUUUCUUACUGGUAACUAUACACACUCUUUAAAUAUCUGGUAAAGGGUAGGGUUUUUUUGUGGCAGGGUUGGCGGUAUCUCAACUGUUGUUUUUUUGCCCAUCAAAAUGCAGAUAUCUUUGUUAAACUGCUGCUUUGAAAAAAGAAAAAUACGGAAACUGUACAACGGCAGAAUUGUGAAUAGUGGAAUGACAUCAUGUUAUCUGCUAGUGUAGAAUUCUUUGAUCUGGAUAAACGCGUUGUUUAUUCAAUGAAAAGUUUGUCAUUGUCUGAACUAUAACAAUACCUGGUUUUAGUUGAGGAGCAAGCGAUAGGAGGGUUCAAAUGAUCAGUUGUGCAUUCUGUUUAAGAUAAAUAAAUGUAAAAAAACACAAAUUCUUAGAUUUAAAAAUUAAAAAAAAAAAAAAAAAAAAAACUGGCUUUUUCUACUUUUUUUCUGGACCAGUACAACACUACUUUAUAGUGAAAGAUGCUUUACCAUGGUGAAUUAACCCAUGUUUUAGACGGUUCAAUAAGGUCUAUAUUGGUAUUGAAUUAUCGUAGAUUAUCCCUUAUGUAUUUCUAUUUUUUAACAGCGAUAUAACUAAAAUGUAAACAAUUUAGAACAUGGUGAAAGGAAAACUGACUCCCCCCUACAACUAACAGAACAAUCCCAAACAGAUUCUCCAGUCGGUUGCAUUAAAACAAUGUGUAGCUGCUUUCCAUCUGUAGAACAUGUUUAUUUGCUUGUGUCAAUAUCUGGUAAAGCUUGGAUUUGGUUGACAUCUUAGUAGCUCAAUUUGGCAUCUUGGUUAUCUGGUGCCUUCAUUGAGAGAUGUAAUUCAUUUUGUAAAGUACAUUGCAUUAUCUUUUCUAUUGUUUUUUUUUUUGUAGAGAAAAUUAAAAUCGACCUUCUGGUACGCACUCGGUGUAAGAUGUAUAAUACAUUUUUCUAAAGAGAAGCUCUAUUGGGGGAAAAAAAGUUCAGUUUUUUGAAUGCACAGCCAUAGUACAUUUAGUUUCUGUAUUCAAGCAGCUGGUUGAACUGGCAAUGGCUUAUAGACACCAAGGGAGUGCUGUACUGGUCUUGCAGGG